This is a messenger RNA of Diatraea saccharalis (sugarcane borer), 436 nucleotides long. NCBI's taxonomy places the organism in Eukaryota, Metazoa, Arthropoda, Insecta, Lepidoptera, Crambidae. The record is from the annotation of a GenBank genome assembly.
GAAAAGCUGAUCAUGACUUAUACAUCAUCAUCAUCAUCAUCGGUCCUUUUAUGUCCCCACUGCAGGGGCUCAGGCCUUCCUUAUGGAUGGUUAAGGAGGAUGAGCCAUGACCCUCCACGCUGGCCCAAUGUGGAUUGGAGGGUAUAUACGACUGUAAAUGCAGCCGAGGCCAACGGCUUAACGUGCCUUCCUAAGCACGGAGUAGCUCGAGAUAAUAUUUUUUUUGUCACCCAUCCAGUGGCCGACCCUUGCGAAAGUUGCUUAAGAACAACGAUUGUGGUCCGCGGCGUUUAUCUACUACACCACCGAGCUACUUACAAUUUAUUACUGUAACUUGUAAAAAAAGUGAAGAAGAAUUAAUUACAUGCAAUUACAAAGAUGCACAAUAGAAAGCGGUCACGCUGCGUCGGCGCAUGGUAUGUGCCAGUUUUUUUUU